This is a messenger RNA of Aspergillus brunneoviolaceus CBS 621.78, 981 nucleotides long. RefSeq names its product BTB/POZ domain-containing protein. Gene Ontology annotation, molecular function: protein binding. The transcript has 3 exons. The record is from RefSeq and is a predicted model, not a curated record. NCBI's taxonomy places the organism in Eukaryota, Fungi, Ascomycota, Eurotiomycetes, Eurotiales, Aspergillaceae. Bases 1 to 756 code for a protein of 251 amino acids.
AUGGCUUCCUCCGAUCAGGAUCCGAAGUCUGCUGAUGUCAAAGACGAUGUUAAGCCGGAGCAGCCAGGAGAUCUGUUGGCCAGCAUCAAGAAGUACUACUCAUCAUCGGAGUUCUCCGAUCUGGCCGUUCACACCCUUGAUCAAGAUUUCAAGGUUCAUCGGGUAGUCGUCUGUGGGCAGUCCGAAUAUUUCUCCCGUCUCUUCCAGGGUACAUGGCUGGAAGCAAAGGAGAGCGAAAUUCACCUCAAGGAAGACGAUCCCCGCGCGAUAGAAGCAAUGUUUCAGUUUAUGUACGGAUUCGAAUACGACAGCAGCGGCAGUGACCAAGGCCGCACAUCGCCCAUGCUGUUGAAUGUCAAGGUCUAUCAGGUCGCGGAGAAAUACCAAGUUCGCCAGCUUAAGGACCGCGCAAGAGAGAAGUUCAAGUCUAUCGUGGAGGCUUGCUGGCAGAUGGACGACUUUCCCGUUGCUAUCGAAGAGGCAUACAAACGUACCACGAAGGAGGACAGGGGUCUCCGGGACAUUCUUGUGAGGACUUCUCAGAAACACAUCGAGGACCUGGAAGCUAGCGAGGAUUUUCGACUUGUUCUUGGGGGCACUGCUGGCUUUGCUGCGGAUCUUAUCCAGGUAUUGGUCCAGGAUGACGUCAAGAAACCAGGGAUAAAGCUCAAGUGCAACAACUGCCUGGUCGAGUAUAUUUUGGAGACGGCUUACGCAAAAGCCACACAGUUUUGUCCAUUUUGUGGCGCUCGGUAGAAUCCCGCACCAUGUUCGUGCAGUGAGGUUUCUUUCGACUGCUUGGAUCUUAUCUUGUUGACCUUGUCUUGAACUGACAAAAAGAGCCGGUUGUUUCGAUGAUGGUAUCAUUUCAUCAGCAGUUCCAUUGCUGCAGAUGACAGUCAAACUGAAACAUACAGAUAAGAUUGGUGGUAGUACACCACCUAGACUGAAGUCUUUCAAGCCCUGGACAGCACACUUCCC